UGUCCGCUGCUCCGGCCGCGGGGAAGGAAGAAAGGAUCCGAGGGUGGAGGACAUGGAUCCGCAGCCGCCCCCGCCGGCCCAGGGGACCCCACCCCACCGGGGCCAGGGCCAGGGCCGGGGCCGGGGGCGCGGUCGAGGCCGAGGCCGGGGCCGGGGCCGAGGGGGCGCGGGCACACCCCGCGCGCCCCUGCCCUGCCCGACGUGCGGCCGCCUGUUCCGCUUCCCCUACUACCUCUCCCGCCACCGGCUGAGCCACUCGGGGCUCCGGCCCCACGCGUGCCCGCUCUGCCCCAAGGCCUUCCGCCGCCCGGCCCACCUGUCGCGCCACCUGCGGGGCCACGGGCCGCAGCCGCCCCUGCGCUGCGCCGCCUGCCCACGCACCUUCCCGGAGCCCGCGCAGCUGCGGCGCCACCUGGCCCAGGAGCACGCGGGGGGCGAGGUGGAGCUGACCGCGGCGCGCGCGGCCAAGGAGGCGCCCGAAGACGCCGGCUGGGGCCGCCCGGAGGGGGUGUCCGAGGCGCCCGGGGCCAGCCCCGGAGGGCCUCGGCCUGAGCAGGAGGACGACCCGGAGGACCCGGAGCCCGAGGAGGAGCCGGAGCCGGCCUGGCCCGACGCGUGGGAGCCCGAGGCGCAGGAGGCCGCGGGGACGGCCCCCCGGGAGGCCGGGCCCGGGGCGGCCGAGGCCGAGCUGGCCCUGGCGGCCGGGCGCCAGGAGGAGAAGCAGGUGCUGCUGCAGGCCGACUGGACGCUGCUGUGCCUCCGCUGCCGCGAGGCCUUCGCCACCAAGGGCGAGCUCAAGGCGCACCCGUGCCUGCGCCCCGAGGGCGACCAGGAGGGCCAGGGCGGCCCCCCGCCGCGCCCCAAGCGCCACCAGUGCUCCAUCUGCCUCAAGGCCUUCGCCCGGCCCUGGUCGCUGUCCCGCCACCGCCUGGUCCACUCCACCGACCGGCCCUUCGUGUGCCCGGACUGCGGCCUGGCCUUCCGCCUGGCCUCCUACCUCCGCCAGCACCGGCGCGUCCACGGGGCGCUCAGCCUGCUCGCCCCGCUGCCCGGCGCGGGCCGCAAGGACGACAGGGCGGCCCGGACCUCGGGGAAGGCUGCCGAGGGCGCCGAGGGCGCGGCGGGGGGUCCCGAGGCCGCCUCCGCCGCGCCCCAGCCCGCGCGCCCGGCCCCGGCUGGAGAGCCCCGCUUCUGGUGCCCCGAGUGCGGCAAGGGCUUCCGGCGCCGCGCGCACCUGCGGCAGCACGGGGUCACCCACUCCGGGGCGCGGCCCUUCCAGUGCGUGCGCUGCCAGCGCGAGUUCAAGCGCCUGGCAGACCUGGCGCGCCACGCGCAGGUGCACGCGGGCGGCCCCGCGCCCCACCCGUGCCCGCGCUGCCCGCGCCGCUUCUCGCGCGCCUACAGCCUCCUGCGCCACCAGCGCUGCCACCGCGCCGAGCUGGAGCGCGCGGCCGCCCUGCAGGCGCUGCCGGCCCAGGGCCCGCCCGCCUCGUCCUCGCCCGCGCCCACGCCAGGCUCGCAGCCGCCGCCCGUGGGCCCCGAGGAGGAGGACGACGACGACGAGCCCGCGGGCCUGGCGCGCGUCAAGGAGGAGCCGCCCUCGCCCGGCACCUCGCCCUCCGUGCCCCCCGUGUUCCUCAGCGCGUCCUGCUUCGACAGCCAGGACCACUCGGCCUUCGAGAUGGACGAGGACGAGCUGGACAGCAAGGCGCACCUGCGCGGUUUGGGGGGGCUGGCCUGAGCCCGCGCCUUGGGAGCACUCUGGGUCGCUGCUCCUUCCAGGAGGAGGAGGGAAGGAGGAGGAAGGCCAGGCCUCUCCUCUAGGCCCCCACCCUGGCC
Messenger RNA from Suncus etruscus (white-toothed pygmy shrew), 1839 nucleotides. RefSeq names its product zinc finger protein 579 (gene ZNF579). The transcript is spliced from 2 exons. The coding region runs from base 53 to 1741 and encodes 562 amino acids. Lineage: Eukaryota; Metazoa; Chordata; Mammalia; Eulipotyphla; Soricidae. The record is from RefSeq and is a predicted model, not a curated record.